UUCAAGAUGGCGGACGAGCAGCGAAAACGGUUGUCAUUUGCCAAUUCCUUUCUCCAGUCACAGGCAGCAUGGAAGCUUUAUGAUGGUAUCUUGGGUAAGAUGGUACCAGGAUCUGUCUUAAAUGAGAAGUCUGUAGAGAUUCCUGAAUUAAAGGUAUUGUGGGAGAUGAUUGAAGAUUCAUCAGAAUCGGCAGCCAGAUUGUGUAGCCAGUGCCUGGUACAACUUGUUUUUGAUGGCCAUGCUGACCUUGAUUACAUUCUGAAAGGAUUAUUGAAUGCUGUGCCUUCAGUCAGGAAUUUAAGUGGCAUAAUCAAAGCCUUGAGUUCUUUGCUGGCCUUUCAAAUUUACCAAUGUGUCAAAAAUGGCAUAGAGUACAAAUGCCCUUUUUCCUUGAGGUAAGUCAGAU
This is a messenger RNA of Orbicella faveolata, 406 nucleotides long. Its product is annotated as focadhesin-like. Gene Ontology annotation, biological process: regulation of post-transcriptional gene silencing. NCBI's taxonomy places the organism in Eukaryota, Metazoa, Cnidaria, Anthozoa, Scleractinia, Merulinidae. The record is from RefSeq and is a predicted model, not a curated record.